UGUAAAUGUAUAUUAUGAAUAAAUAUACCAUUUUCAAUAAUAUUUUUUACAUAAGUACAUAAAUAAACACUAGUAAAAAAAGGAGUUACGAAGGCGCCAUAUAUGCCUCGGUUAUGCCAAAACCGAAACGUAAAAAAUUAUACGCAGUGGAAGGGUGAUACUGUCUCGGCUCACACAAGAACCAAAGCCUAUACUCUUGCUUCGUGCACCGCAACUCAGACUGACAACUUUUUUAGAAGGCUUUAUUGCCUCGGGUGGCCAGCAACCGAUGCUUAAAGGCAUUUGCAAGUCAGAAACUACUCUGCAAGUCAGACUGUGAUGGUGACAGCUCUCUAAUGCCUCAGUUAGCUAAGCAACCAAAGCAUAUACCAUAUGGUUGUAUUACCUCGGAUUUUUUGUUCAACCGGUGCCAUAUAGUCAAUUUCACCUAAUGUUCUUCUCUCUACUGCAUCCAAGAUCCAAAAAAGGUUAAAGGUCUCCACUUUCUUCUCUCUGCUGCUCGGUUAAAGUCUCCACUUUCUUCUCUCUGCUGCACGGUUAAAGUCUCCACUUUCUUCUCUCUCGCUGCAUCCAGAUCCAAAAAAGUUCUCCACUUUUCUUCUCUCUCGCCCCUCUCCCUCAACUCCAGCAUUCCUUGACCAACCUCUUCUCCUCCGCCAUGACAAAGAGAGAGCUCGCGACGGUGCGGCGAGGCGAGGCGAGACAGCUCGCGACGGUGCGGCGAGGCGAGGCGAGACAGCUCGCGACGGUGCAGCGAGAGAGUCCGCGACGGUGCGACGAGAGCUCGCGACGGUGCGGCAAGACAGCCCGUGACGGUGCAACGAGAGCCCGCGAUAGCGGCUGCGAUGGUGGAAACCCUAUUCUCAUGGAGCAGCAAGGAGGCGGCAGCGGCGAGGAUGCGGCGGCGGCAUGGUGGCGGAAACCCUUUUUGGUUCUGUUUCUGUGCAGGUGGAUGGUGAAACGGAUAUCUGAUUUUGGUUUUUGGUUUGGAUCUGGAAUAAAGCCUCCUCCUCCUCUCUUCCACCUCCAGUGUCGUGUGCUCUUUCCCCGCUUCCUGUUUCCCCUUUCUUAGAUUGGAGCAAUCAUCUAAGUUUGUCAAAGUAAUUUUGCCCCAAAAACAUGGAUGAAAAAAAUUGCAAGAAACCAAAACCAACACUGAUCUCGGUUGGAUGAAAAAAAUUGCAAAUAAUAGAACGAGAAACCAAAACCAACACUGAUCUCGGUUGAGAAUAAAAGAAUUAAAAAAUUCUACUGCCUCGGUUGACUGUGAACAGAGGCAGAAUCUGAACCCUUCUGAUUCGGUCCAAAACCGAGUCAAAAAAACCUAUCUUUUUAUUUCGGCUGUAUAUGACCUGGUCGCAGAACCAGUGUCUAUACUUAAAAAUAACCGAGGCCGUUUAUA
Molecule: messenger RNA, 1402 nt
Organism: Vigna angularis (adzuki bean)
Lineage: Eukaryota; Viridiplantae; Streptophyta; Magnoliopsida; Fabales; Fabaceae
Exons: 2
Coding region: 659-1072 (137 amino acids)
Source: RefSeq, a predicted model, not a curated record